GUGUAGUGCAGCUCAUCUGUUCUCUCAAUUUCUUUAUGUUUGGUUUCUCUCUACUCUCGAUUCUAUGCUCAGCGACGACGUCACCUCCGAAUCUAUCAGCCCGGACACCAAGAGCGAGCCCCCGAACACGAUUCCCAUGGACGAAACUCAAUUGGACUUCAACGCGCCCUCGCCUCGCACUCACGCACUCACCAGCGAAAUUUUCUUAACAAAGUCACACUCAGACAAGGAAAACCACGCGACGGAGACGGAACGAGACGCAGUAGACGAGAGAACGAACGUCGACGCUCUAGCAGCGAAUGAAUCAAUGAGUUGCGUGGGCGGUGGCCUCGACCAGGACUACGACAGCGCGUUUAUUGAAACCCCAGAGAACGCGAGCAUUAGCGAGCCGCCCAGUCUCGACGCCAUCGACCUCAGCCGCGACAGCAGCGCGGCGGGAAGCGAGCCGGGCACGCCAAACGACGCCGAGAAGGCAUCAACAGACGGAACGGACAUCGACAGUGUGAUUGUGACCAAGAGAAAGACGUGGUGGCGUUUCUGGAAGGGCAAGGAGGUGGAUGCGACGGCGCGGAAGGGUCACAGUCCGAGAGCCGAGCAGUUGGUGUCGACUACCGGGUUGCUGAUGGAGGCGCGUCCGGUCAGUUUGCCGGUGAAGUCGGAGAAGGAGGAGAGGAAGCAUCGAGCGGAGUACGAGCAGAUGAUACAGCAGGCGAAGAAGAAAGAGCAGCGAGAGUUAGAGAAGCAGAUAAAGCAAAGACGCGAGAAAUGCAAGAAGGAAGACGAGUUGGCGAAUAGCGUGAGUACAUGGAAGACGGACAUUCUACCAACGUGGGACACAAUGCGUAAUAAUAAAGCCGUGUUGGAUAUGUGGUGGCACGGACUCCCUCCCAGCAUUCGGGGAACCGUGUGGAAGAGAGCAAUCGGAAACGGGCUACAGAUAACGGAAGAUCUAUACGAGAUAUUUCUCUCGAGAGCGAGAGAGAAACUGAGAAUAAAGAAGUUGAAUAGAGAGUUCUCUACAGAAAUCGAAACGAGUCUAAGAGGAAUAGAUCACGAAAAGAGUGUGGAAGUCGUGCAUCUGGACGUGUCACGGACGUUUCCUCAACUUGGUAUAUUCCAAGAAGGUGGUCCAAUGUUUCAGUCGCUACACGACGUUCUAGAAGCAUAUGCUUGCUACCGACCGGACGUUGGAUAUGUUCAGGGCAUGUCGUUUCUGGCAGCUGUGCUGUUACUGAACAUGGACGUGUCCGACGCGUUUGUCUGUCUCGCCAAUCUUGUCUCGCGUCCAUGUCAUUUGGCCUUCUUUAGAGUCGACGAACAGAAGAUUUCGGCAUACUUCGAGGUGUUCAAAGUUUUCUUUAACCAAUAUUUCCCCAAGCUCUACGCUCACUUCGUAUCUCUCAAUCUCGCUCCCAACAUGUUUCUAUUAGACUGGAUCUGUACUCUAUACAGCCGGUCGUUGCCAUUAGACAUAGCGUGCAGGGUGUGGGACGUCUACUUUCGUGAUGGUGAUGAAUUUCUAUUCAAGACUGCUCUAGGUAUUCUCAGUUUAUUUCAUAGCCAAAUGCUCGAGAUGGAGUUCAUCGAUUUGGCUCGUUUUGUCACACGUAUCCCACAGACGGUCAACUCCGACGAGCUCUUCUCUCACAUAGCACGUGUCAACAUCACAACCAAGCGCUACGAGCAAGUACUGACUGCACAACUUGCUGUUCAACAGCAGCAACCGCCAAGUUGAGAUCACAAUUUUAUGUACAUACGAGAUCGUAGUCGUUCGAUGUUUAUUGAUAAAAUUUCUUAUUUUUUCACAUACCAAGCUAAUUGUCUGGAAAAUUUUGGUGGUUGUGAGAUUACUUCCACGUGUUGGUGUAGAAUGUAUUUGCUAUGUUGUGUGAUGAUCUCAUGUGUAUUGUAGGAUACGGAAGUGUAACCGA
Molecule: messenger RNA, 1931 nt
Organism: Corticium candelabrum
Lineage: Eukaryota; Metazoa; Porifera; Homoscleromorpha; Homosclerophorida; Plakinidae
Product: TBC1 domain family member 14-like
Exons: 10
Coding region: 65-1735 (556 amino acids)
Source: RefSeq, a predicted model, not a curated record